ACCAAAUAUACAUAGAUUUUUUGGAAAAUGUCGACCGACGACACGGAACUAAAGGAAACAGCGAAUUUGGAGGCAGUCGAAGACGCUUCAUCAGAUAAAAAGACGACAGAAAACGAUGAAACACUCGAAAACAAAGAACAGCAACCACCGGCUGGUGCUUCGAACACCGUUAUUGAAGCAAAAUCUAAAAUUGAUGUGUUGUUAAAACCAGCUGGUGAUGCCCCAAUCAUGAAAAAGAAGAGAUGGGCUGUAGAAAGAAACAAGAGAGUGAGCUGGAUCAGUGAAUUCAUCAAGAAAUAUCUUAAGCUGGAUCCAAAGAAUCUAUGGUAUGAUGGUUUAUUUCUGUAUGUUCAUCAAUCCUUCGCCCCUUCACCAGACACCGAAAUAGGCACAGUAUUUGAUUGUUUUGGAAGUGAUGGCAAACUAGUGGUACACUACUGUAGGACGCAAGCUUGGGGAUAAUAUAGGCCUACACUACAUUGAUUACUAAGCAGGAAUUCCAAUUUGUGUUCUGUGUGGUUGAAUAUGAAUAACUACAGCUGGCUGUGAAAUAAGUAUGAAGCAUGCUUAACAAAUGACAUGGUGUUUUACUGAACAUGCCAUUCAUGUUUAAAUGUACUAAUGUUGAAUUAUUAUCACUGGAAAAAAAUUAUUUGUUUGGUUUUUAGCUCACCUGCCCAAAGGUCAAGUGAGCUUUUGCUCUGGUGUGGCAUCCGUCUGCGAUCUGAUGUCCACUUUUCCUUAAAACAACUCGGUAUCCAUUAAGCACAGAGACCUAAUAUUUGUCCUGUGGCAUGCUGUGGUGAAGGGCUACCAAGUUUAUUCAAAUAAAUGACCUUGGCCUACAUUCAAGGUCACAUGGGUUAAAUAAAUAUAGGCUAAAAUCUUUAAACAAUGAUUUCUGGAUAGCCAAGAGACUCCAAGACCUGAUAUUAUGCAAAUAGUAUGUUGGAAUGAAGGACUAGAAAAUUUAUUGACUUGAAUAAUUCUAGGAUACACUGAUGUUUAAUAUAAAGUGGUAAUCAGCUUAGAAUCUGCAGAAAUGACCUUUAUCAGCUUCAACGCUGCUGUAGAAUUAGGUGAGUGACACAGGCCUACUAGGCCUCUUAUAUCAUAAACCAUCACGUUAUCAAAUAAAUCAUGAAAUUUAAGAGGAAAUUACAUUUCUCUUUCUAGUGAAUUGCCUAAUGCAGAGCAAGCCAUUAUUUUUAAAGAUUUGUAUAAACGAGUGAAUGCAAUCUUUGAAGUAUUCAAACUGUCCAAUGAUCACAGAAAAGAUGCUUUUCAUCGGCUAAUGUUUAACUUAGUAAAUACAUGUAUAAAAGAGUGUCUAAUACCAAACAUUUAUUAGAAUAAAGUCAUGUAUAUGAAAAAUAACUUUAUAAUCCAUAUUAUCAAUGCAGAAAUUUUCUAUCAAUGGUAAUUAUUUAGUUCUUAAAAUGAUGAAGAUCAUUUGAUAUACCGUAUACAUGAACUGUUUGUGUUUGGUUUCAGCAGAAUCAUGUGUAUGUUUUUUUUACUGUGAUAUUAUUUAAGAGAGCAAGUUCUUUUUUGUUUGUAAAUGAGUGUUGAAAGAAAACGGAUGUGUUUUGUUGUUAGAUCAAGUUUAAUAAUUAUGAUGGAUAAGUCACAGGAAUCAAGUGCUAGACAAGUAUCUGUAUUGAACUUCAUGUUACAACAAUUAUGAAACAAGAUCUACAUUAACUUUUUAGCAAGCAAUCAUCAGAUGGAGGGCUAUUUUAUGGGAUAUGUCAGUAAACAAUCCUUUGUUAUUGUUUUUUCCUAGGAAGAGAUGGAAGGAUAUAUUUCUUCAAUUGCAUAUGUAGCUUUCCUUGGUCCCUAGUUGUGCUCAUUAAUUUUGAGUCUGAUCGGGAAAACAUGGCUGGCAUGACAGGUGACUAUCUUUGAUUUUGACAGAUGAAGUUUGUUUUUGAGUACUGUUUCUUGAGAAGUCCUGAAAGGAUAUUUCUCAAACUUCACAUGUAGAUUCCUCUUGGUCCCUAGUUGUGCCCAUUCAUUUUUUAGAGUGAUUGGGAAAACAAAAUGGCUGACAGACAACCAUUUUUUUAUUUUGACAGUUGAACUUUGUUAUCGCUGCUAGUAUUUCUUGAGAAACUACUGGUUCAUAAAAGAAAAAAAAUGAGGAAGAAGGGAAAAUAAUCUUUCUUACAUUGAACUUAUUCAGAGAGAGUGCAGGGGGUCUUAAUGUGAGAGGUACUCAAAUGACUUACUGUGUAUGAUUGUGUCUCAGAAAUUUACCAAACAAGAAUUAUUCGUAAUCAUGUCUUGCCUGUCCUGCUUUGUCAGCAUGGUAGGUUUUAAGUAAACUCCAAAAUUGACUAAACUUUCUGCAUUUUAACAACCCAAAGGACCUAAAUAUUGAGACAUUGUGAAAGAAAUAAGAAAUUUUUGCAAAAUCACCUAAAUAUGACAUUUCCCCCCUAAAAAUCACUAUUCCCUAAAACUGAAAAGGAAAUACAUCUGUUAUGCAUGUAUUACAGAAUGUGUUCCAGUUUGGCGAUAACUAAUUUGUAAGUGAAUUGUAAAAAUCAUGUCCAUACUACAAUGUAACUAUGCACCAGGUUUGGUUGGAAUAACACCGAUACUUUUUAAGAAACUGAACUGAACACAAAACUUCACUCUAGAUUCCCAGCAUUCCUAAUUUCCAGAGUCAAUGGACCAUAAGUUCUGAAUGUAUUCCAUAAAUGAAGGGUGUGUUCAGAUAUCCCCUACUGAUAUAACAGUACUAUUAUGCUUUUUGAGCAAUGGAUAGUAAAUGCAAAACUUUUAAGUAAGAUGUUGACAGAUAAGUGACACCAGUCUCUCCUCAAUGACUUUUCAUCACAGGCAAGACAGAAAAUAUACCUACCUGUUCUGAAGGUAAACGAAGAUUAUAACAUGAAUUUGUGGAAAUUGUGACCAUAAAUUCAUGAAACAAACAAAUGCAAAAGCAUAUGGCAUGCUGGAACCAUCUCACCUGUAAUGAAGUCACAAAGCGAGACUAUGGUGUUGCUUUUUCAGCAAUGAUGGCAGCGCUGUCAUAAUUGUAUUUAGAUCUGUUGCUCAAAAAUAUAAGUCCAACUGAAACCAAACUUGGUAUAUAGUUAGGUUAUAUAAUUGAUAUCUCAACACAGUCUUCCUUUAUGCAAUAUCAUACAGAAUUUCCAAAGUUAUUUCAAACAAACCCGGAAUAUAAUUGAAUUUUGCUUAAAACUGACAAUACUGACAAAGCAGGACAGAGGAGACAUGUAAUUAGAUGUGAUUUGUGUGUAACUAAUGCUUUAGCAUAUUGUCUACAAUGCAUUGUUGAUAUCAACAUUGUAUACAUGACAAGGGCAACAGGAUACCAGGGAAAAUCAUCCCCUUGAUGGCGGGGCAGAUCUCAGCCUCCCUACAUUCUUCUGACUGCUAAUUUAGUAACCAAUGAGAAUAAGAAGGCAAUUCUGAAUAAAUUUUCCAAUCCUGCAAACAAAUUAUGUUAAAGAUGCAUGGUCAUGUUGACAUUACAAUUACAGGGGAAAUGUCUCCCCUCGUUGUAAUGGAUAAUAUAGAUAUAGAGUGCUGUUGAAUAAUGUGAUUUUAGAAGUUAGUUUAUGCCACAAAAUAAUUAGUAGUAACACAAACAUAAUUCAUUAAUUAUUGUGUAUUUCUUUCAUGAUUUAAGAAAGAAAGGGAGAUAAUUUGAUAAAUACAUUUAGUUAUAGUUCAGAACAAAAUAUAAAAAAAAAAAGUUACUUUUGUAUCCAUUAGACCAUUUUGAGUUACAUUUUGUCUUGGACUCAACAAAAUCAUAUUUUAUUCAAGUCUUUUAAAUAAAAAUUUAAUCCUUCAGAUUUAUUAAAAAAAUAUAUUGCAUCAAUUUUACUUCUAAAAAUGUUAAACUUGACUGGUCUACUGAAUGUCCUGUUCAAUUACAAGUUAUUUAUGGCAGUUACAUGUAAACUAGUUGGUGUGAUAAUUUUGACCUGUCUGUAAAGGCAACCUGUCUAUAGUGACUGUUUUUCUUCCUCCCCUUGGGCGGUCUUUAUAGACAGGUUUGACUGUAAAUUCUAGGUUCAUAUAUGUAUAUUGUACUCGCAUCACUUUUCACUUUGUAGAAUAAGUUAAAAAGAUUUUGCCAUGAGUUACCUAUACUUGUGAUACAUGUGGCCCACAAAGUAUCACACACUAAAUAAUGAAUGAUCAAUAAAAUAGUGUAUUGUUUAUGCUUGAUAAUUAUGUAUCUGUAUCUGUACUGUGUGUUAAAGAAGUGUAAAAAGCUUAUACGUGUAAAUGGAAAGUUGAACAGUUAGCAUAUGAGAGGUGAGGAAAGUAACAGUAUCUGUAUGUCAGAGAUUGGUAAUUACAGUUGUAGGAGAGAGAAAAUGGAACUGAAAAUAAUGCAAUAAAAGAACAAAUGAAUUAAAAUUUGC
Pecten maximus is the source of this 4412-nucleotide messenger RNA. RefSeq names its product ubiquitin-like protein ATG12. The record is from RefSeq and is a predicted model, not a curated record. The transcript is spliced from 4 exons. NCBI's taxonomy places the organism in Eukaryota, Metazoa, Mollusca, Bivalvia, Pectinida, Pectinidae. Gene Ontology annotation, cellular component: phagophore assembly site membrane; Atg12-Atg5-Atg16 complex; cytoplasm. Bases 28 to 462 code for a protein of 144 amino acids. Gene Ontology annotation, biological process: autophagy of mitochondrion; autophagosome assembly; nucleophagy.